AUGAUUGACAAAUGGAGCAGGCCUUAUGGUCGUGCUCCUCACCUAAACAAAACACGCACUUGUCGUGUGAAUCCUUAUGCAGUAUCUGAUGCCCGCAAUUAUAUUUGCUAUUUUUCUCAGACAUUGCUGGGACUUAACAAUUUUCCAGUGAUCCCAUGCUUUAUCUCUAGCUUUGAGGAGGGCUUUGGUUUCUUUGAUAUAUCACACCUUCUACAGCCUGAAUUUGUUCCAGGGACGUGCUCUAACAACUCCUGUGAGAAUGGUGGACUAUGCUUUGUGAAGAAAAACAAAACUGAAUGCAGAUGCAAAGCAGAUAAUGAUUUCUGGUAUAUGGGAGAACGGUGUGAGAAAAAACGUAGAGCAGAAGUCCCUGUCGACAUUGGACUUGCUUCAAGUUUUGCAGCAGCUGCCUCUGUGCUGAUGACUGUUAUCAUAAGUGUAUACUGUAUUAGAAAAGACUACUACAAUAAACUAACAGAGUUCAAUGAUGACUGCUCUUUCGAAAACACAACUUCAUGUUGA
Molecule: messenger RNA, 522 nt
Organism: Protopterus annectens (West African lungfish)
Lineage: Eukaryota; Metazoa; Chordata; Ceratodontiformes; Protopteridae
Product: meprin A subunit beta-like
Exons: 4
Coding region: 1-522 (173 amino acids)
Source: RefSeq, a predicted model, not a curated record